AUUUUUUUUUUUUUUUUUUUUGCUUCGAUAAUUUCUCCAAAAUAUAUGGAUUCCCUGUCUAACCCAUCACAAUUUCGAUUUAUGUGAUCGUUUGACUUUCCCACUUUUUGUAUUAUUUAGAGAUUGCCGGGCCUUCUACCGGCUUUAUUAUUACCGGUAGAAGGCCAAUCUCUAAAGCUUACAAAAAUUCGGAAAGGAUUACAUAAAUCGAAAUUUGCAUGGGAAAGACAAGUGAUCCAUACAUUUUGGAGGAGAAAUUAUGUACUUAUCUAUCUAUUUCUAUUAUGUUAUCAACACCCAUAAAGCGAGCAGUGAUCGCGAUGGAAGUCAUAAGAGAUAUUUAUCACGCGUUUAAAUACCACAAUGCGCAGCUAAUAUGCAUAUAUAUAUAUAUAGACAUGAUUUUUAGUGUCUUUAAAUGCUGUUGCCACGAUGGACGUUCAAGCAUCAUUAUUCCUUCCAGCUUUAUUUCUAAUCCAUUUAAACGCUGAAUACUCACUAGCUUUCCAAAAUUGUCCAACAUCGAUAUUGACCGUUUCCUACACCACGUGUCCAAGGACGGAGGAGGCGUGGAGAGCGGCCGCCGAAAAGAAAAACUGCUCAAGCAUCCCACAAACUUGCACUAGUCUUGAAAAUUUCAAGUACCACUGUGUUACAAAUGCCUUCAGGAAUGAGUCCAUUGAAGUCUGCGCUCCUGGUAUAUUCCUGUUAGGAUUUUGUGCGGAAUACAACUUCCAGGGCGAACGAAUACAAGACAACUAUGACGCAGAUUGCAAACAGUUCACCAAGCCCUGUCCUAGCAGAUUCGAAUCUUGGAAGUCCUACCAAUUUCCUGAUUGCACUACAAUUAACGGUACAAAUCCCCGAGAUUCCAAACUAGAAUCGCGACCACAAGAUUUGAAGAUGAAUACUACAUCAGAUGCACCAAGGACUCAUCUCGAGAAAGCAAAGCAAUCAACUGAGACUAUAAUCUUGGUUAUAAGUCUUGCGAUCGUUUCCAUUGUUGUGUUUGGCAUCGCUGUGUUAGUUAUCAGACAUAAACAAAAACGAAAAUUGGCUGAUACGGGUACCAACAGCCGGCAUCAAACUACUUCUCUGUAUCAACCGUCUUCCGAGUCAGAAAUGGAAGCACUGAACCAAGACAAUGGUGUAUGAGGACUGAUUCGUAACUGAUUUUGAAAUUCGUCUCAUUAUCAUGGGCAUUGACAAGCCUUUGUGUGACCCUGAUGAUAUACGAUAAUAUCUGAUUCAUCAUGUUGAUAUUUGGGAGAUAUACAAACAGGGGUCAUCAGUGAAAUUCUAUGGAUUGGUUUCUGCCAUUUUAAGAAAAUUCUUCUAUCGAAAUGAGGAUUUUUUUUUCAAAAUGGCAAUAGGAACGAAUACAAGACAGAAAGUCAAUGGAACACAGUUGUUUUACUGUGCAGAAACACAGUAACUUUUAAACUGAUAUUCACUAAACAGGCAAAUGUGCCUCAUAUGAAUUUCACGUGAAUUGUUGUUCACUUGAAAUUUACGUGAUUUUGACAUACAAAGACUCACAUAAUUUCCAUUUAAAUGAUGAUGGCCAUUUUCAUUUAUUCUACUAAAGAACUUAGCUAAAUUCAAAACGUUAUCUAAAUGCUAUUUGGCUAUAUUUAUUCACUAAUAUCAUUUUUUACUCUCUUCAUGAUAAAUAUAAUGGAUUUGAUAUGAUACAUGUUGCUACUUGUCAACUUGUUUGCUAUGGUUUAUCUAUAGCAAAGGCGUGACAAAAGAAGAUUCGUUUUAUCACAUAUUAAGAAUUUUUCCAACAGUCUGUUGGAAUUCACAUGGACACGAAUUGUGCUCCUUUGUUAGCUGACCUGUUUCUAUAUUCAUAUGAAGCAGAAUUUAUUCAAAAACUUCUACGUGAGAAGAAAAAAUAUCUCGCUGUGACCUUCAAUUCAACUUUUAGAUAUAUCGAUGACGUUUUGUCUAUUAACAAUGAUAGCUUUCAUUCAUGUGUCGAUUCGAUAUAUCCCUGUCAGCUUGGAAUAAAAUACACCAUAGAGUC
Molecule: messenger RNA, 2032 nt
Organism: Ostrea edulis (European flat oyster)
Lineage: Eukaryota; Metazoa; Mollusca; Bivalvia; Ostreida; Ostreidae
Exons: 5
Coding region: 433-1155 (240 amino acids)
Source: RefSeq, a predicted model, not a curated record